GGUUCGGUUUACCGAUAAUUUUUAACGCCCAUUCAGCUGGCUGCGUGGUAGAUAUAUGCGACCUACCAACCUCAAGUCUUCAGAGGAGAGUUGAUUCCAUGGCAACUUCCAAGCUUCAAGCUCUCUGGAACCACCCUGCCGGUCCUAAAACCAUUCACUUUUGGGCACCAACAUUUAAAUGGGGCAUCAGUAUAGCAAAUGUUGCUGACUUUUCUAAACCACCAGAAAAACUUUCCUAUCCCCAGCAAAUUGCCGUGGCAUGCACUGGAAUUAUCUGGUCGCGAUACAGCACUGUGAUCACACCUAAGAACUGGAAUCUUUUUAGUGUAAAUAUUGCAAUGGCUGGAACAGGACUCUACCAACUUUCACGCAAGAUUAAGCAUGAUUACUUUUCUGAGCCAGAGGCAGCAGUUGCAAAAGAAUGAUGACAAAAAAUUGUCUCAACAUCUUGUUUUCAGGGUGACUGACCACGUUAAGUUUGCCCCAUUAUGUAAUGUGUUGUUUUUGGUUCUUGCAAUUUAUUCAAGUUCAUAUAUGUUCAUUAAUACAUGGCUUGUACUGAAUAAUGGUUGUCUUUCCCAUUUUGCUUGAAAGGCAUUUAAAAAUUCAGGGAAAUUUGGAUGGGCUAAUAAAAAAUCGUUUUGACUCCUA
Messenger RNA from Mangifera indica (mango), 651 nucleotides. RefSeq names its product mitochondrial pyruvate carrier 4-like. Gene Ontology annotation, cellular component: mitochondrial inner membrane. The record is from RefSeq and is a predicted model, not a curated record. The transcript is spliced from 5 exons. Gene Ontology annotation, biological process: pyruvate import into mitochondria. Lineage: Eukaryota; Viridiplantae; Streptophyta; Magnoliopsida; Sapindales; Anacardiaceae. The coding region runs from base 99 to 425 and encodes 108 amino acids.